Messenger RNA from Lagenorhynchus albirostris (white-beaked dolphin), 3911 nucleotides. Its product is annotated as zinc finger protein with KRAB and SCAN domains 8. Gene Ontology annotation, biological process: regulation of transcription by RNA polymerase II. The record is from RefSeq and is a predicted model, not a curated record. Lineage: Eukaryota; Metazoa; Chordata; Mammalia; Artiodactyla; Delphinidae. The transcript has 6 exons. Gene Ontology annotation, molecular function: DNA-binding transcription factor activity, RNA polymerase II-specific; RNA polymerase II cis-regulatory region sequence-specific DNA binding. The coding region runs from base 201 to 1937 and encodes 578 amino acids.
GGAGGGGCCUGGUCCGGUUACAGCUUUCGCCCCUUUUUCUACCAGCCCUCCCUCCAGGUCUGUCCACAGUUUGCAGCCUCACUUCCCCACCCGGGCCGCCGCUGGAACUCACGAAGUACCCUUAAAGAAGAGGCCCUCAGAAGGUUCUCUUAAGAAGAUAAAGUAGUGGAAACAAGUCUCCUGAGCUUUUCUGGCCCUAAAUGGCUGCAGAAUCAAGGAAGUCUUCAGCCCCAUCCCCACCAGACCAGGCUCCUGAAGAGGACCUUGUAAUCAUCAAGGUAGAGGAAGAUCAUGGUUGGGACCAGGAAUCAAGUCUACAUGAAAAUAACCCUCCUGGCCAAGAGCUGUUCCGCCUGCGCUUCAGGAAGUUAUGCUACCAAGAGACACUAGGACCCCGAGAAGCGCUGAUCCAACUCCGAGCACUUUGCCACCAGUGGCUGAGGCCAGAUUUGAACACCAAGGAGCAGAUCCUGGAGCUGCUGGUGCUGGAGCAGUUCUUGACCAUCCUGCCUGAGGAGCUCCAGACUCUGGUUAAGGAACAUCAUCUAGAGAAUGGAGAGGAGGUGGUGACUCUAUUGGAGGAUUUGGAAAGGCAAAUUGAUAUACUGGGACGGCCAGUCCCUGCUCGUGCACAUGGACAUAGGGUACUCUGGGAGGAGGUCGUGCAUUCCAAAUCUGCACCAGAGCCUCCGGAUACUCAGCUCCAACCUGUGGCAACCCAGCACGAAUCUCCAGUGCUCCAAGGGCCACAAGACAGAGCCAUAUCUGCUUCACAGAGUCCUACUCCUUCCCAGAAAGGAAGUCCUCGAGACCAGGAGAUGAGAGCUACACUUCUUACAGCAGGGUUCCAGACUUUGGAGAAGAUUGAAGACAUGGCUGUGUCCCUAAUUCGAGAGGAAUGGCUUCUUGAUUCAUCACAGAAGGAUCUGAGUAGAGAUAACAGGCCAGAGAAUUACAGAAACAUGUUCUCCCUGGGUGGUGAGACCAGGAAUGAGAACAGGGAAUUAGCUUCAAAACAGGUAAUAUCUACUGGAAUCCAACCACAUGGAGAGACAGCUGCCAAAUGCAACGGGGAUGUUAUCGGGGGUCUUGAGCAUGGAGAAGCCCGAGACCUUCUGGGCACAUUAGAGAGGCAGCGGGGAAAUCCCACCCAAGAGAGACGACAUAAAUGUGAUGAAUGUGGGAAGAGCUUUGCUCAGAGUUCAGGUCUUGUUCGCCACUGGAGAAUCCACACUGGGGAGAAACCCUAUCAGUGUAAUGUGUGUGGUAAAGCCUUCAGUUACAGGUCAGCCCUUCUUUCCCAUCAGGAUAUCCACAACAAAGUAAAACGCUACCACUGUAAGGAGUGUGGUAAAGCCUUCAGUCAAAACACAGGCCUGAUCCUGCACCAGAGAAUCCAUACUGGGGAGAAGCCGUAUCAGUGCAAUCAGUGUGGGAAGGCUUUCAGUCAGAGUGCGGGCCUUAUUCUGCACCAGAGAAUCCACAGUGGGGAGAGACCCUAUGAAUGUAAUGAGUGUGGGAAAGCUUUCAGUCAUAGCUCACACCUCAUCGGACAUCAGAGAAUCCACACUGGGGAGAAGCCCUAUGAGUGUGAUGAGUGUGGGAAAACCUUCAGGCGGAGCUCACAUCUUAUUGGCCAUCAGAGAAGCCACACUGGGGAGAAACCCUACAAAUGCAAUGAGUGUGGGAGGGCCUUCAGUCAAAAGUCAGGCCUUAUUGAACAUCAGAGAAUCCACACUGGAGAAAGACCCUAUAAAUGUAAAGAAUGUGGGAAAGCUUUCAAUGGGAACACUGGCCUCAUUCAGCAUCUGAGAAUUCACACAGGGGAGAAGCCCUAUCAAUGUAAUGAGUGUGGGAAAGCCUUUAUUCAGAGGUCAAGUCUCAUUCGACAUCAGAGAAUCCACAGUGGAGAAAAGUCUGAAUCCACGGGAGUUUAGGAAAAAACUUUAGUCAUAGAUUGGGCAUUAUUCAGCAUUAGAGGAACCAUGUGCUAGUGAGAGGUCUUUCAGUGUAACAAAAAGGCAGAAAGUUCAGCAUCAUUACAACCUUAUCUAGGGUCAGAAUUGAUAGUGUGACAAAGUUAGAAUAGCUCUUCAGUAGUUUGGGCACAGUGCCUUGAUGCAGGUUGAUUAGCUUGACUAUCUUGGGAGGUGUCUGAUGGAGUGGAGCUCCCGAUGGCCUAAGGUCUCCUUUAGAAGCUUAAAAUAGCAUUAGAGCAAGUUGCUCGUCGUGGCUUGAGGCACUUAACUUUGUCUUUUUGGUGAGUAGCUAUAGGUUUGAGAGAGGCUACUCCUCCUAGUUCCUCUGUUUCUUCCCAUCUGUGAUCCCUUCUCCCAUUUAUUCCCCUAAAGGUGCACUUGUGCUCCUAAUCUGACCUAAGAAGCUGCUUUAGAGUUUGAAGCAGCCUCUGUGUGAGACUUAUAUUUAGCUUUCUAAGAUCCUGUUCUAGGGAAGUUUUUACAGACAUCUCAUGUAUUUAUGCUUAAGUGUGCAUUUUAUUUUAUUCUAAUGCUCCUGAUAGUGGAAAUCCAUAUUCCCAUGCAAACUCAGAAUGCUAUAUUUUUAACAGCACUCCAGCAUUUUUCUUCAUAUAUCACCUUCACUGACUCCACUGAGUCAUUGAGCAUCCAUACGUAUCCUUCACCACUCCCAGUCCCAGUACCUGUGUCAGCGAGGAAGUGGACGCAUUAGUGAUGGUUGUGGGAAUGAUGCAGAGAAAGAGGUGAGUGGAGACUCAGCCCCGCUGCUCUUGAGCUUGGAUGGUUGUGCCUUUUGGUGACUUCUGACUCUGCUUUCCACCUUCCCACUGUACACUGUGGUACAAAUAGGUGUUUACACUAUCCUCGUUAAGGCAUCACAUGGGGAAAAAAAAGGAGACAGAGGUGCUUGAAGAAGACAUAAAAAUCCUUACAAAGAAUGUAUACUCAUCUCUUUUGGCCCAUUACGGUACCACUCUCUCAGGGGUCUGCACAAACCCCCUGACUAGAUGGUCUACACUCUUGUCUUUACCCUGGACCCACCUCCUUAGAUGGCCUCAACACCUCCCUCAUUCUUCAUCUCUUUCUUGCCAUAUCUACAGCGGUAAUCAGUUGAACACUUCACCUCACAGUUCCUCAUUCUUCUGAAUUCUGGUGCACUCCAUCUGUAAUCCAGCAAAGACACAGUAUUAAACUCAUCAUCACCAAGCACUAUAUUUCAUCUUUGAAGCUUUCAGUAUACCAGGGGAUAUUGUAUAAAGUAAUGAGGCUGGUUUAACACCUACAACUUCCAGAAGAAUCCAAAUAUGGGUUGUCCUUUAAAUUGGGCAGUUCUAGCUAUUCCAGUAGUGCUAUUAUUCCAAGUGCUACCACUCCUUUAGAUAUUUGGAACAUUCUCAAGAUUCCCAUUUAAUAGACCAUACAAGAAAACUCUAUUACUCUUGAAUUUCAUCUCAUUUUUGACCACUUGAUUACUCACUUAUUCACCAUAUUUGGAAUUGAAUAACUUUUGGCUGUUUCCAAAAUCAGCUGUCAGAAUUGGAAUUAAUUCCAUUAAUCCUAUCCAGAAGAAAAUGAUACACAUUGUGAUGAAAAUUCCAAGAGAAAUUAUGAAAUUUCACACUGUGACUAUCAUGAACAGGGACAGCACUUUCUAAUCAUGUUGUUUUAUGAUUGAUGUUUUCAAAAAUCAGUUAUAAAAUCAGGUAUCAUAGAGGUCCACCUUUUAGAUCAUAAAUUCCUUCCCUAUAACAUCCCUUCCCUACCCCAGUAUGGCCCAUAUUGACCACUAAUAACAUCAAGGCUAUCUACAUCUAUUUCAUUGAACCAUUGGUACCCCCUUGUCAUUUGUCAUCCUGGUUUCCUUGGUUAACUUCUUCAAAACAAUGCUUUUCAGUAUCCUUUAUUUUCUUAUCUUCCCUCCUCCCUCCUCCC